GGCAAGAGACCAUCAGGGAAGGCUUUGAACAAAUGAGAGAGAGACAGAGACUGACUGAUAUUUUUUUUUGCUAGAGCAAAGCCAUCGAAGGGGGGGAGGCUUGGACAGCUCACACACCACAAUUUCUUUUUUUAAAUUUUUUUAACAAAAAAAACUCGUCAGCCGAUAAGCCGAUAGUUUAUUUGAAAGGUUGAAUGGUCUCUCUCUCAUUCUCUCCUGCUCUGUCCCUUUCUUCCUCUCUCGGGUGGUCAACAAAAAUAAGUGUGAACCAAAAAUGGUCUUCUUUAAAUACUUUAAAAGCUUACCAAGACUCCUCCCUCUCCUUUUCUAAAUUAAUUUUUUAA
Molecule: messenger RNA, 344 nt
Organism: Meloidogyne enterolobii
Lineage: Eukaryota; Metazoa; Nematoda; Chromadorea; Rhabditida; Meloidogynidae
Source: the annotation of a GenBank genome assembly